This is a messenger RNA of Trichechus manatus latirostris (Florida manatee), 6190 nucleotides long. It is a transcript of the gene EGR3, whose product is annotated as early growth response 3. Gene Ontology annotation, biological process: regulation of transcription by RNA polymerase II. The transcript is spliced from 2 exons. Gene Ontology annotation, molecular function: RNA polymerase II cis-regulatory region sequence-specific DNA binding; DNA-binding transcription factor activity, RNA polymerase II-specific. Lineage: Eukaryota; Metazoa; Chordata; Mammalia; Sirenia; Trichechidae. The coding region runs from base 160 to 1323 and encodes 387 amino acids. The record is from RefSeq and is a predicted model, not a curated record.
GCCCACGCCUUCCCCUCUUCCUUCCCCCCUCCCUCCGAACUUUUCCUCUCGCAUGCUUUUCCCCUGCACCACGGAUCGCCUCUCGGAUGCCGCUUGCCUGGAAGCUGCGCUAGGAGCAAGCGGCAGCGGUGGCGGCGGCGGCGGCAGCUCCGGAGUGCUAUGACCGGCAAACUCGCCGAGAAGCUGCCGGUGACCAUGAGCAGUUUGCUAAAUCAACUGCCUGACAAUCUGUAUCCCGAGGAGAUCCCCAGCGCGCUCAAUCUCUUCUCCGGCAGCAGCGACUCGGUGGCCCAUUACAAUCAGAUGGCUACAGAGAAUGUGAUGGACAUCGGUCUGCCCAACGAGAAGCCCAACCCGGAACUCUCUUACUCGGGCUCCUUCCAGCCAGCCCCCGGCAAUAAGACCGUGACCUACUUGGGAAAGUUCGCCUUCGACUCCCCUUCUAACUGGUGCCAGGACAACAUCAUUAGCCUCAUGAGCGCUGGCAUCUUGGGGGUGCCCCCGGCCUCAGGGGCGCUAAGCACGCAGACGUCUACGGCCAGCAUGGUGCAGCCGCCUCAGGGCGACGUGGAGGCCAUGUAUCCGGCGCUGCCCCCCUAUUCCAACUGCAGCGAUCUCUACUCGGAGCCCGUGUCUUUCCACGACCCUCAGGGCAACCCCGGGCUCGCCUAUUCCCCCCAGGAUUACCAAUCGGCCAAGCCGGCCUUGGACAGCAACCUUUUCCCCAUGAUUCCUGACUACAACCUGUACCACCACCCCAACGACAUGGGCUCCAUUCCGGAGCACAAGCCCUUCCAGGGCAUGGACCCCAUCCGGGUCAACCCGCCCCCUAUUACCCCCUUGGAGACCAUCAAGGCGUUCAAAGACAAGCAGAUUCAUCCGGGUUUCGGCAGCCUGCCCCAGCCGCCGCUCACGCUCAAACCCAUCCGACCCCGCAAGUACCCUAACCGGCCUAGCAAGACCCCGCUCCACGAGCGGCCUCACGCGUGCCCAGCGGAGGGUUGCGACCGCCGUUUCAGCCGCUCGGACGAGCUGACCCGGCACCUGCGCAUCCACACGGGUCACAAGCCCUUUCAGUGCCGGAUCUGCAUGCGGAGCUUCAGCCGCAGCGACCACCUCACCACUCAUAUCCGCACGCAUACCGGCGAGAAGCCCUUUGCCUGCGAAUUCUGCGGGCGCAAGUUUGCGCGUAGCGACGAGCGUAAACGCCACGCCAAAAUCCACCUCAAGCAAAAGGAGAAAAAGGCAGAGAAGGGAGGUGCGCCCUCUGCGUCUUCGGCGCCCCCAGUGUCCCUGGCUCCCGUGGUCACCACCUGCGCCUGAGGCUCGAGCCCCCAGAUCCCCACUUUUUCCCUCCAGUGCCUCCCGACUGCUCGCCUGACAGCAGCGGGAAAGCCGGCCACGGAGGCUCAGGGGCCGCACCUUGGCCUCUCCAUGGACGUGCGGUCCCUUGCUCCUUUUCGAUGCCCCCCCCCGUUCCCACCCUUUCACACCGGCCAACGGUCGGGGGCCAGAGCAAGAGGCGCCUUCCCCUCGCUGCCCCCCUUAGCCAAGGCGUGGGGGCUGAAAGGUGGCGUCUAGCCUGCUUUGUUCAGUUCGGAUCGCCUUGAUCCAGGGGCCGCUGGGCCGCGCCAAGGACCUGAGGGUAACUGAGGGCGGGUCCGGUCAACCCUCGCCCUACUCUAGCACCUCGCAGUUCCCCUAGUCUCCCUCUGUUCCCCCUCGAAGGCCAGAGGAGGGGAGGGGGUAAGGAGCGCACCAAAGCGCAGGCAGAGCUUGCUGCCUGCCGCACGCACGCGCGUCUGCGUGCGGGGUUGCGCGCGAGUGUGUGCGUGCUCGCGUGUGUGUAUAUGUGUGUGUGUGUAUGUGUGUGUCCGCGCGCGCUCGCGUAGACUCUUGAGCUGAACUGGCUUGUGUCCACCCCAAACUCUUCCCCACAUUGGGUCCCCAAGCCGCUGGGGUCUGUCCCAGGCUGGGCGCCUGCACGUGGCUGGACGGGAUGGUCUUCCAUCUGCUCGGAAAUAAUGUUUCUUACAGAAAUGCCUCGGAUGCCGCCACCGCGGUGCCGCUGCUGCCGCGGCUUCUGGGUUGGCCCCUCAGAACCCUUCUCUUUUCCGAGUGCUUCUCUCUUAGGCCUCAGGGCAGUUUGAUCUUCGGGGAGAAGGAGCGGCCAUCACUGAGCCGGCCUUUUAAAAAAUAUAAUUCCUCAGAGUUUGCCCUCUACCUUCACCCUUUUCUCCGUUCUCCGCUUUAAACCCUCUCCCAUCUGUUUCUAAAUCUUUCCCAGAAAGGCAGGCCUCAACCAGCCACCCCAUUUCACCAUCUUUUUGUUUCCUCUCACUCAACGUACCCAUUUCUCCUUCCCACCAUUGAUGGGAAAGUUGGCUCUGUUUUUGCCAUUUGUCAGACAGAAUUUAAAUAUACAUAUGGUGUGCAUGUAUGUGUGUGUAUAUGUGUCAUAUAUAUGCAUAUAUAUGACACAUACACACAUAAUAUGUAUUCCCAACAAAAUCAGAUCUCUAAGGUACUUGGUUCUCCAGUGCAGUGCACCGGAAUAAAGAGAAUUUGUAGGCAUAUACAGCUUUAGAUGAUUUAUUUUUUAAUGAAAAUUUUAACUGAUGAGAUUAUAUCUAUGUGUAUAUGUGUGUGUGUAUGUAUGUAUAUACAUAUACAUAUAUAUCUCCAAAUUUUCCUCAGAGAUGUGGGGAUUUUUGCAUUAAUCUAUGUUGAUGAAUGAGGCAUUGCUUUUCGAUAUCCCAGUCUCACCUUCUCCCCGCCCUACCUCACCUCUUCUCAGGCACCCCCUCCUCCCCAGCUGUCCUGUCCAACCCUUCUUACGGGGGUGAUUCUUUUAAAGUGGAGUAGUAGGGAAGGUUGCUCUUUGACACAGCUUCCAGCACAGUCUUGACUGAAUGUACUGUUCCCUAUUAGCGUCAUUUCUCCUGGGGUCAGUAAGCUGCCCAGAGAGAAGGAACAAAGGUCUGGAGUUUACAGAAUGUCUGUUUUUAAAGUCACUUUAUGCGUUUCCCACUUUUUUUUUUUUAAGAAAAAAACCGUUUUUGUUUUUUUGUUUUUUUUUCCUUUUUGGUGGUGGAUUAAAUAAUACUAAAAGGACUCUAGUGAAAGCAAAAAAAUCAAAGAGUGGGGGGUUGUGAAUUUCCAGGUACUUGGAAUUUUUGUAGGAGAGAGAAGGAGAUGAAGUUUGCCAGGAGGGCCCAUAUUUUUUCAGCUGAAGGGUAAAACCUUUCUUUGCAGAGACAGUAUUUUGCUGAAUACUUUUUAUAAUGUGAUGAUUAUUAAAAACAAAAAUUUUGGUCACUUCAAAGCUGGAAGGAGGAAUCAGAUAUCCUUUAAUAUUUUUUCCUUGCUCCUUCUGGUAUAUGCAUGUCACUGCAUGAUAGCUCUGAGUUUUCCUUUGUUUUAAUAAGACUGUUCUCAGACAAUUAAUCUAAACUAAGAGAAAAAUAACUUUGUUGCCAAAAGGUUGUGCUAUCCAGAUUUUUUAUAUGUCUGCAUGUUUUAAAAAAACAACAAAAGAAAAUGCACUCUAACUUACGUGAACUGAGAGAAAAAAAAUCAGGUUUUAAACAGGAAAACCUACGGGGAAUGAUAUUUUUUGAAAGACUUUUGUAUAAAGUUGAGUACUUAGAAAAAGACAAACCAGAUGUAAUAUAUUUUGUGGAUGUUUUUAUUUCUUGGAUUUACAGUACCUUAUACUAAGGUUAAAAAAAUAUGCUUGAUAUUGUGAAAAGGUGAAAUUCUUCACCAACAUUUCAUUUGCUCCUUUGUCACAUUGUUAUGCCAAUAUAAUAUAGUUAAUGAAAACAGCAUUUUUAAAAACUGAAAUAGUGAAAUGGUGUAAUGUUGUACCAUUUGCACUGUGAGCAAAUGCUAAUACAGUAAAUAUAUUGUGUUUGCUGACAAUCAGCCGGCCUAUAAAUCUCCUUAUUUUAUUUCUUGUUGUCCUAGCGUAAAGUUUUUGUCUGACCUGUUUUUUUGACUUGUUUUGCUUUUGGCUGUUGGUUUGUUUGAGAGGUUCUUAUGCCUGAUUUUGCCCUUCUUGCUCUGAAAACUCUCAAAAAUAGAAAUGUGGAACUUGAUGCUAUUAGAAGUUGCUCAGAAUUUUGUGCAGGUUCUGGUGUUUACAAAUCCAGUUUUGAGUGUUGAAUGUGCUUCUAGGAGAAUAGGUUUCACCUUCAUCCUUUUGGGAGCCUCAAACCGCCAGAGGUUAGGUGGACAGAUUAGAUAAACUGAUGGGAGUCAGGACUGGUAACUGGAAUCUUCUAGAACCCUUCUCUCUGGUUUCCAAUGGGUAUUUGGGGGUAGAAGGGAGGGGAUCUCUUGGUUUAUGAACUAUUGCUCUGAUGGUCAUAGAAAGCACCAGAACAGGACCCUGGAGGGUCUCUAUGGCCAUACUGAGUAGUUUUCUUGCUAAAGCUUUUGAAGCCCAAAAACAAGUGGAGACUUGAGAGGGGUUCUUCAGGGUUGGCAAGCUCACUGGAGAGAUAAAAAGCUAUUCUGAGGUCAGAUAAUUGGGAAAAAUCAGAUUUUAAAGUUCUACAACUUCAAUCCCACUUAGACAGGAUUCCCCAGGCUUAUUUAUGGCUGCUUAGUAAAGGUGGUCCUGCCCCCUCACCCCCCCAAAAAAAAUCACUCUUAUAAACUAUCCAGGGAUCAGAUGCUUUUAAGGGAAGAAAGAACAUUUGGGAUUUGGAGAACACAUGGGGAAUGUUUUAUGUAGCAUCAACCCCUCCAUCUUAUGACUGCUAUCUCCUAUAAAAGCAAUGCUUCUCCCACCCUAUGAGCUUCCUUCCCCAAAAAACCUUCAUGUUCUUAACUGAGUUUAUUUGCUAGCCUUAGAGUUUUCUCUAUUUCUCUAGAAGAAAUACAUGCCUCCACUUCCUCCUUGUGCCCACAUCUCUAUCCUGCUCCCCUUACCUUAUUCCUCAUAGUCUUUAGAAUCCUUUAUCCCUGUGAGGCUUCUUCUAGGGCAGUCUUUUAGACAAGUUAGUCUUCCCUCCCUCCCUUUCUUCCUACCUGCCUUCAAAAAACUCACUUGGGCUUCUCUGCUGUGCAUGUUACUUAUUAUCUGCCUCACCAAAGAUCAGGGGCUUGGUGCAUGAUGCUGAGCUAUGUCAAUGUUGCACCAUAGUGUGACUGGUGGAGAUUGUCUCAUUCUCUUAGGUACUGACCAGGCCAGCCAUAAAGCAACAGAAAUGAAGUGUAGCAUCCCUGCUCAAAAACUGCUUUUGCUGCCCCAAUCCAGGCCCAUCACAGUAAAAAAUAUGGGUAGUAUUUCUGGUUGGCUGUAAUUACCGAGAAGUUGAGGCCAGACUUGGGUGGAAGAGGUGGGCUGUGGCCUUAGAACAGAAUAUUUUUGAAAUGAGAGAUAAGUAAAGAGAAUGUAGUAUGGAAUUUUAAAUUUUCACAACUACACAAGUCUAGGUCACUGGUUGCCGUCUUGAAUUCCCUUCCCUUACUUCAUGACACUUCUAAAAUUCCAAAUCACUGUUUUAUGUAUAGUCACAAGGUAUUGUUUUUAACAAAGGGAAUCCAAGGUGGCUGAUUGAACACAUAAUCCAUCUCUUGGUAAGCUAGAUGUUUCCUUCCAGAUUUAUAUGUGUUUUUUCAAGUGAAUAUUAUCAGAGGAAGAUAGCAUCACUGGGUGUCUUCAUAGUUAGCAUCCAGCCCCACCUACACCUUCUCCAAUCAAACCAGGCCUUCAGGGUUACACUUUAGUCAGCAGGGUACUAUGCUGCAUGAUUAAUGAACUCACUUCCCAUUGUUGGAUAGUACUCAACUCAACCUGGUUCAACCACUGGGUUACUUGGCAAUAUGGCAACCUGCCUGGCUGGCACCAGCCCUGUGUGGUGUAAUCACUGAUUCACACUUUGUAGCUAGAUAAGACUGUCCCUGAUAGCAUCACACCAGCAACCCAACUUGCCUGGGCUUUGUAAAUAUUGGGGGAAGGUGCUUAACCCUGAAACUUACUGAUGAAAUAGAAAACUGGUGGAAGAAAGGCCUGGAUGGGGCUAUCACGAGAAGGAAUCAAUGGAUGCUGUGGAAGGAAGAGAUCCUGAAGCAGAAUUAGGCAUAAAUACGUGGAAGACAUAGAGGCAUACCUCCUUUCAAGCAACCCCUGAGGUGUUUGGGGCAUGAAUGAAAGGAUGCCUAACAUACACACACACAC